Molecule: messenger RNA, 762 nt
Organism: Alternaria arborescens
Lineage: Eukaryota; Fungi; Ascomycota; Dothideomycetes; Pleosporales; Pleosporaceae
Exons: 1
Coding region: 1-762 (253 amino acids)
Source: RefSeq, a predicted model, not a curated record
AUGAAACCUGGCUUCAAGGAUGAGCCCAUAGAAUGCGCGUUGAUCACUGUGGCCAACCUGGCUGAGUCGCCCCCGUAUCAUGCACUCUCCUAUGUUUGGGGUGAGUCCGACGAGGCAGCCUCUAUAAUCUGCAACGGCGCGGAAAUGGCUAUUACCAAAAGAUUGGCCGAUACUCUCAUACAUCUGCGACGUACCCCAGGAUGGCGCUCUGUCAUACCCUGGUCUAAAGAUCACCCACUGCAUUCUAGCAAGAACGCAUGGAAGGGUUUCGCACGAAGCCGACACGAGCAAUAUCAAGAAAGUGAAUGGGAGAAAGAGAGCUUGUUGUGGAUCGAUGCUCUCUGUAUGGAUCAGACCAACCACAAGGAGAGGGUAAGCCAGGUCAAGAUGAUGGGUAAAAUUUAUAGUUGUGCCGCGGCUGUCACCAUAUGGCUCGGUGUAGAAGACAAGCAGUUACCAGAUUCCAUCUCAAAAUUCGAUGCAGGGUCUGGUGUUCACAUCAGCACGUAUGGACGAAUACCAGUUUUGCUCUCGUUCAUCGCGCAAGCGCUGCGGAACGUGAAAAGGCCACAGAACAGAUUGGCCUCCAUCACACCCGCUGAAAACUCACUCCAGCGCAACGGAGCGUACGGAUUUCCCAAGCCCAACGCGCCGGAUUGGGAAAUUGUACGUGGCUUCUUCACGAACCCCUGGUUUGAAAGAGUGUGGGCGGUGCAGGAGGCAGUCCUCGCGAGCAGAGCAAUGGUGUUGAUAGGCAACUGA